GGUGUUUUUUCUGUGAUUUUCUUGAUUCCUGACGGUUAUACCACGGUGAAGGCAAUUUGCUCAGGCUCUGUUGGAGCAUCAGGAAGGGUUUCCCAAGCGUCCUUAAUAAGAUAACCUUUCGCGAAUUGGAACUGUGGAUAAUAGAAAAUUAUACACGGGUUUAACAAAUGGAGAUGUUGGUGGGCAUAAAGCACAUCUUCUGGUUUGUCUCUCUUUGCAGCGCUGUAACACACGAGGACUCACUCCAGUGGAUGAGAGUAGAGAAGAGUCCUCCAGUAUGGGGUUUUCUGGCAGAAAAGGUGGUUCUGCCGUGCCAUUUUUCCACACUAUCAACAUCAGUGCCUUUGCCCAAUUCUGCCCUGACCACAACCAUCACUCUAAGUACUACAUCCAAAUCUAUCACUGGCACACCAAUAGACCACCUCCGCAUCAAGUGGACAAAGCUGGAAGGUAACACUGAGGCCACAGUACUGGUGGCUCAGAAUGGGGUCAUUAAAAUUGGGCCAGACUACAGAGGCAGAGUGUCAGUGCCAAGCCACCCAGAGGAUGUAGGGGAUGCUUCUCUGACUGUGGUAAAACUUAGGGCUAGUGAUGCUGGAGUCUACCGCUGUGAGGUCAUGCAUGGCAUUGAAGACACCCAGGACACUGUCAUUUUAGAUGUUUUUGGUGUUGUGUUUCAUUAUCGAGCUAGCACCAGUCGAUACAAUUUCAAUUUUGAAAGAGCCAAACAAGCCUGCAAAGAUGCAGGGGCAACCAUUGCCACGGUAGAGCAGCUGACUGCAGCCUAUGAAGAUGGCUUUGAACAAUGUGAUGCUGGAUGGCUGGCUGACCAAACAGUCAGAUAUCCAAUUACAAGGCCCAGGGAAGGUUGCCAUGGUGAUAAGAUAGGGAAACCAGGCAUUAGAACAUAUGGACGCAGAGAUCCCACAGAAACCUAUGAUGUGUACUGCUAUGUGGACAAACUUAAAGGUGAAGUGUUUUAUCCUCCUAUCAGCACUAAGUUCACUCUUCAGGAAGCUAAAAAGGAAUGUGAGAAAUUCGGAGCAGUUCUGGCCUCUCCUGGACAGCUACAUGCAGCUUGGAGGGAGGGCCUGGAUCGCUGUGACUUUGGCUGGCUUUCAGAUGGCAGUGCACGCUAUCCCAUCUCAGUUCCUAGGAUGCAGUGUGGCAGAGGCUUGCUGGGGGUCCGGACUAUGUAUCGUUUCAUCAACCAAACCGAGUAUCCGUUGCCCACCCAGAAACUUGGAGCCUUCUGUUUUAAAGGACAAGAUCCCACAAUUGACCCCACAGAGAUUCUCCAAACCUCAUUGCCCACAGUCGCCAUUGCUAGUAUGGCUUCCACAACUCAAUUCAUAGACUACGAUGUGGAUAAUUUCAGCCAGAGUAUUAACCAAGUACAUGCAGUGCCUGAUCGAAGAGUGCCUCAUCUCACACAACUGCACCCUCUUCCCACCAUGAAGAGCAUUUCUCCUCAGCUAGACAUCACUGCAGAUAUCAGUUCUACAGAAGCUGGCAUCAGAGGAGAAACAGACAUAUCAGAACGUGUUACACAACAAAUGACUGUGGUCCAAGAGCCCUCUAUCUCUAAGCAAGACACAAACAAGCUAGCUGUAGUGUAUAAAAAACCCAAGGAGGGCUCAACUAAAACGAUAGCAAUAAAAGCUCUAGCUGAUGAAACCACAAUAAGCAUGACAGAAGAAACACUGGUAACUGCAGAGAGUGCCAUCAGGAUAAGAGAAGAGGAGGGCAAGACUGCAAACACUGAAGACUUCAGCACCCAACCAGUGUUUGAAAGUCCACUUUCUGGCACCGAGGGAAAUAGAUCUGCCUCUGCACCUCCUAUUAAUGUCAUUGUAAUUGAUAUGAAUAAUAAUGUGUCAGCUGAUCAUAUUGCAGGGAUAAUUGGAGAAGGAAUUCCCCUUGACUCCAAUCCAGUUCUGACUUUCAUCAAUGGGAAGCAUGAACUAAAUUUGAAAGCAGAGACUGAGGAAACUCUGGAAGCAAGAGGAGAUCAGUUUGAGACAGCAAGCCCAAUAGUAAGUGAGGAGAAGCUGGAAGAGAUAGAAGUAAUUACCUCUUCGGCAGUAGUAACUGAACUCAGUUCUCCAGAAAGCAAUUUGCAUGACACAGUCACAACUUCAGAGAUCCCUCAAAUUCUAACCUCAAAAAUAUUAUUAGAUGAAACAUCAGUUUAUGAUUCAAUCAGCAAAACAUCUACUUUUGAUGAGGGACACCCCAAAGAUGAUGAGUUGCCUUCCCCAGUAGAUUCUGCAUAUAAUGCCCUGCCAAAAACAGCUUCUUACAGUCAAGAGGAGGUGGUUACAGAUGAAUCAGAAAUCCCUGAGUUCAAAUUCCCCACCAAAACACCAUUUAUGGAAUACGCUAUCACUACAAGUCACAGCACUUUUCAUAGAGAGAGGCAGUCAUACCCAGAUGACUAUGAAGGAUCUACAUCAUCAGCUGAGGAUGGGUCAGCACAAUAUCAGUAUUCACUUAAAGGCUCAAAACCAAGCCCACCACCUGCUUUUACUCUUUCAUCCCUUCUCUCCACUGUCUCGUCCAAACCUAUUGAUUCUACACCUCUGAGCCAGACUGUUACAAUGAUUUCUCCCAACACAGAAGGAAAAAUGUUUUCCAUCUCUAAGGAGAAUGCGAUGCCAGGAUGGGUUGAAUCUGAUACUAAAACAGAGGUGGAUGAUGUUAAAGGAACUGAGAUCCCUCUGUCAGUGCCAGAAUCAGAGAUGGUCAAAAGCAUAGUUUUUUCCAUCACUGAAUAUGAAAACCACAGUGAGCAACCGACUGAAACAUUUUCAAGAGAAACAACUGCCCAAUUGCAUUUCAUUCAUCAAAUCGCAGCCAGUGAAAAUACUUUUACAGAUGCUGCAAUACGCAAGCAAUUUGAAGGACACACCCGAAGUGAAACCGUGUCCAAACUUAUCACACAAAGUCCACCUACAACCCCUGUCUCUGAAGAUUACACGUCUGAGGUGACUGUUCUAACAGCCAGUUUUUCUAAAUUCUCCACUGAGCAAGUUCUAAUCUCCACUCCUGAACAUGCGCAGAAACAUGUCAAAGUUGUAACUCACCAUUUUACCACAGAGGAAUCCCUCACCUCACCAGUUCAAGCAACUACUGCCAUGCCAUUUGAGGAGGACCUUGAUGAUACAGGGAGUCUAUCAAUAUUUGCUGUCCCUCCACACAAGAAAGAGGUAACUAAAGUAGAGCCACAUGCAGGGGCUCAUAAUGUAACCACAGUGGUGGAGCACACAGUGGAUUUGCCAGAUUUUACAUUGUGUGCAGUAAAUAUUUGUGCCAAUGGAGGAACAUGUUUCUUUAAUGGUAAAAGCAACAUCUGUCUUUGUGUGCCUGGAUUUACUGGGGAUCACUGUGAAAAUGAUAUUGAUGAAUGUCAGUCCAAUCCUUGUCGUAAUGGGGCCACCUGUAUUGAUGGACUUAAUUCUUUCACUUGUGUUUGUCUACCCAGCUACUCGGGCGCUCUCUGUGAACAAGAUACAGAGACUUGUGACUUUGGCUGGCAUAAGUUUCAGAGCCAUUGUUACAAGUACUUCACUCACAGGCGCACCUGGGAUGCAGCUGAGAGAGAGUGUCGCCUACACGGAGCUCACCUGGCCAGCGUGCUCUCCCAUGAGGAGCAGCUCUUUGUCAAUCGUUUGGGUCAUGACUAUCAGUGGAUCGGAUUAAAUGACAAGAUGUUUGAGAAUGAUUUUCACUGGACAGAUGGCAGUGCCAUGCAAUAUGAGAACUGGAGACAGGGCCAGCCAGACAGCUUCUUCUCCACAGGUGAAGACUGCGUGGUGAUGAUCUGGCAUGAGGCAGGUCAGUGGAAUGAUGUGCCAUGCAACUACCACCUGACUUUCAUCUGCAAAAAAGGCACAGUGGCCUGCAGUCAACCACCCAUUGUGAAGGAUGCACAUAUUUUUGGUAGCAUUAAGCCACGCUAUGAGAUCAAUUCGCUAGUGAGGUAUCACUGUAAAGAUGGCUUUAUCCAGAGACACGUACCCACCAUUAGGUGCAGAACGGACGGCCACUGGGACAAACCCAAAAUCAUAUGCAUACAGUCAUCUACAUACCAGAAGACUUACUCACAAUACUACCAAGCCAAUAACAAGGAACGCUACAAUGGGUGGGUGCAGCAGAACUGGGGCGAAAAAGGGGAACAGACCAGACACUGAUCUCCACUCAAAAUCCCAGGCAGAGGACACACUUUAACAUAGAGCAAUUCUACAGUGUAAAGGGACAAACUGACAAACUUGAAUCAUGUGCCUCUGAAUGUUUUAUUUAAUCCUCAUGAUCUAUAUAAAAAAACAAAUAAACAAGGAAUUGUUUUACAGCAAUGCAGAAAUUACAUCACUGAUAAAGUACACAUGUUAUCUUUGACUAUGCAACACUGCAAUUCUGUAUUAAGUCUUAAAGUUUAUAGUGAAAAGGUGGAGAGUACCUUCAAAAAAGUGGAUAAGAGCAAAUUAAUUGUGACGAUCUGAACCGUAGCUUCUUAGUGUAGAGGUUCAGAUUUUUUGUUCCUUCUAUGCAGUAAAAGGCAUGGAACUACAGUAUGCAUACCAAUAGACCAAGAGUAACAAAACAAAAGGCAGUAUUUGUUCAAAAGGGAAGUCACAAGACUAGAAGAAGACAAUGCUCAAAGGACUGCAACUCAUGACUUCAUCAUCCUCAUCCUCAUCUUCACAACACAGCAGGAACUGCAAGAACCAGUUUGCAGCCUGGCAUCUCUUUUUACUCACAACAGUUCUUUGUUUUCCAUUAACAUAAGUUUUUUUUUUUUAGAAUUAGCAUAAGAUCAAAAUGUGUUUCUGUGGUGAUGCAAACAAAUAUAUGGGAUUGUACAUUUAACCAAAAUUUUCUUUAUGAAUGUUACUGUAGAAGGAUGAAUAGGUGAUGAAAUGAAUCAGCCAUUUUUGUGUUAGACAGUAUUGCGAAUGUUAUAAGCCAUAAAAGUUUAAUUUAUUUCAGAAGAUACAUAUAACGAUGACUGAACUGAGAGAUUUUAAAUAAUAAAAAUACAUUACAAAGAUACA
This is a messenger RNA of Pygocentrus nattereri (red-bellied piranha), 5054 nucleotides long. It is a transcript of the gene vcanb, whose product is annotated as versican b. The transcript is spliced from 15 exons. The coding region runs from base 168 to 4193 and encodes 1341 amino acids. Gene Ontology annotation, biological process: cell adhesion. NCBI's taxonomy places the organism in Eukaryota, Metazoa, Chordata, Actinopteri, Characiformes, Serrasalmidae. Gene Ontology annotation, molecular function: calcium ion binding; hyaluronic acid binding. The record is from RefSeq and is a predicted model, not a curated record.